AAAGGUGGUGCAACUAGUGCUAAUUACAGCCAAUUAGCACCACCUAUAGUCACCUCUUAUAAAAGCUCAUCAAGUCCAGGUGCUCCACAACUGUUCCUGAAGCAAUGGCUGCCUUUUGGCUUGUGCUGGCGUUUGCUGUCUUGAUUGCUGAAGGGUUUUCUCUUCAAGCUGGCUCUACACAAGCUGAGUCUGAUACUGAGUGGAUGAAAACGCUAGAUGUGUCACCUGAAGAUGUUUCACUUAAGAGGGCUUUUGAACUUCUCCAGUCUUUGGAUUCUGUGUUUGCACUACAUGCCAAAGAAGGUCUCCUGGCAGCAAAAGAAGUGGAAAUUGCUGUUGGCGUGGGAAAGGUUUCACUGGACAAACCCGAAGGGCUCCAAACAAAGUCGGGCAGUCAUCACAAUGUGAGGAAAAACCUCCAGCAUGAUAUGAGAAAUGACCAUAAUGUGGAUCACAAUGUGAGCAACAGUCAUCAGCAGGAAAACAUGAGCUACAACCAAAAGAGUGACAAGGUGAGUUAUGGCCACCAAGACUACGCCUUGAGCCAAAACAUGAGCAGCAAGGGUCACCAGGAUGACUCUUUUAACCACAACAUCAGCAGCAAGGGCCACCAGGACUAUGCCUUGAGCCACGACCAGAUGAGCCAAAACAUGAGCAAGGGCUACCAGGAUGACUCCUUGAGCCAAAACAUUACCCCCAAGGGCUACCAGGAUGACUCAGACUACCAGAACGAUGCCUUUAGUCACAAGAAUGAUAACAUGAGCAGCAAGGGCCACCAGGACUAUGCCUUGAGCCACGACCAGAUGAGCCAAAAUAUGAGCAAGGGUCACCAGGAUGACUCUAGCCUCAACAUGAGCAGCAAGGGCAACCAGGAUGACUCCUUUAGCCACGACCAUAUGAGCCAAAACAUGACCCCCAAGGGCUACCAGGAUGACUCAGACUACCAGAACGAUGCCUUUAGUCACAAGAAUGAUAACAUGAGCAGCAAGGGCCACCAGGACUAUGCCUUGAGCCAAAACAUGAGCAAGGGCCACCAGGACUAUGCCUUGAGCCACGACCAGAUGAGCCAAAAUAUGAGCAAGGGUCACCAGGAUGACUCUAGCCUCAACAUGAGCAGCAAGGGCAACCAGGAUGACUCCUUGAGCCAAAACAUGACCCCCAAGGGCUACCAGGAUGACUCAGACUACCAGAACGAUGACUUUAGUCACAAGAAUGAUAACAUGAGCAGCAAGGGCCACCAGGACUAUGCCUUGAGCCAAAACAUGAGCAAGGGCCACCAGGACUAUGCCUUCAGCCACGAUCAGAUGAGCCAAAACAUGAGCAAGGGUCACCAGGAUGACUCCUUUAGCCAAAACAUGAGCAGCAAGGGAUACCAGGAUGACUCAGACUACCAGAACGAUGCCUUUCGUCACAAGAAUGAUUACAUGAGCAGUAAGGGCCACCAGGGUGACUAAAUGAACACCAGCCACAAGAGGGACCAACUACCUGAAUGGGCCAUGACUUGACAGAUUGUGUAUAGGUUGUAUGCAUGUGGUUUCAUUACAUUGUUGAAGGCAUGGAAGCGCUCUAAAAUGUUCAUGGAUUUACUAAAUAAAACCCUUUAACUUAAAA
Molecule: messenger RNA, 1611 nt
Organism: Phyllopteryx taeniolatus (common seadragon)
Lineage: Eukaryota; Metazoa; Chordata; Actinopteri; Syngnathiformes; Syngnathidae
Product: filaggrin-like
Exons: 4
Coding region: 105-1454 (449 amino acids)
Source: RefSeq, a predicted model, not a curated record